Molecule: messenger RNA, 1831 nt
Organism: Mizuhopecten yessoensis (Yesso scallop)
Lineage: Eukaryota; Metazoa; Mollusca; Bivalvia; Pectinida; Pectinidae
Product: sarcoplasmic calcium-binding proteins I, III, and IV-like
Exons: 6
Coding region: 99-812 (237 amino acids)
Molecular function (GO): calcium ion binding
Source: RefSeq, a predicted model, not a curated record
GCUACCCAUCCGUGCGUUUUUACAGACGGGCACGAGAUUUCUGUAUUUCUACCUGACACACAAACAACAGGACAUCGGUAUUCUCUACACAGACAGAUAUGCCUGCCGCAGUGCUAUCACCAUUCCAACGGGAAAAACUCAGAUACUACUUCAACUUUUUUGAUGCCGACGGCGAUGGUCAUCUAAUGAAAAAAGACCUCCCCGUCUUAUUCAAGAAAAUCCUUGAGUACACGGGAUGGGCGGAAAACUCCCCAGCGGCGACAGAACUUUACGAGGUCCACGAGACUUUCUUCGAGGUGUUGUACGAAAAGACUGACGUCCAAAAAGAUAGGGUUGAGAUUGACGAUUGGAUGUCGUUAUGGGAACACAUGAUACCCGGAUGUAUGGGAAUGCAUAAUUUCCCAAUUUGGCUCCGCCUACUUCCGAGGUCUCUGUUCCGGGUCAUGGACACAAACGACGACGGGUUAAUUAACGCGAAUGAGAUACAACACUUCUAUGAGUCGUUUGUUAAGAUUCCCGAGAAGGAGGUUGGUGACCUGGCCACCCGUGCCUACAACGAGAUGACGGACUUUGGACGGUACCCAUUGACACUAGAAGGAUAUGAGCAAAUCUUUGCCAAUUUCCUGUUGGGGAGGACAAAGUACGGGCCAGGUAGAUUCAUUUUCGGCUGUUUCGAACACUCUGCUGAAGAGCAGGCUGGUCUAAUAUCCGGUCCACCGAAGGAGGGAACCGUCCUUGAUGUAACUACCAAAAGCCUUCGAAGGUCAGGUGACGCAAUUAGAACUCCAAUGCGCAUGUACCGGAAGGAGUAAUGAUCAAAGUUAAAAACAAAUAUGAUAUGCAUUAUUAUCGAGAUUAAGAGAUUCACAAGGCAGCAUGUUACAUGUAUGAGACUUGUUACCUCGGCGAUGAAUAAAGUUCCAUACUUAUACAUAAAUGUAUAAAGACAUUUCCUAACACUUACAUAUGAUAACCAACUACAUAUACAGAGCGAGUGUAAUAAGCAUGAUAAUGGUUUCCUCCAUCUCAUCUGAAAGGUGAAAUAUACUCAAUGUCGAGUUCUCACAUCAGCAAUGUAUAUAAUAUAGCGAUCUUUGCUAAGGUAUCGUGAGUUGUAGGGUACAUACAUCAUUUAUAUACGCAUUUAGACUCAUUUACAUACUAAUUUGCAUAUCAUUAACAUACUAAUUUACAUACUCAUUUACGUAUCAUUUACAUACUCAUUUACGUAUCAUUUACAUACUCAUUUACAUACUUAUUUACGCACCAUUUACAUACCCAUUUAAAAACUUAAAUAUACUUGUUUUAUCACUUAUAUAUCACAUACAAUAAUGAAAUAUUUCAGAUGUGAUUUCAUCGCCAAACCACGCAACUCUUCAAUGAUGAUAUACAUAUAAAUAAAUACACAAGGGCAACAAUGAAGACUGAAAGGAAUAACCUGAUAAGGGAAGUCACGCUACAUGCUUGGAGAAGUAUUUGGAUGCUUAUUUUUUUUUAAAUGGGAGAAUACUGAAAGUUAAAAAAAACCAGCUCGACGUGGAACUCUUCUUCGCGACAAUAACUGACGCAUUGGUAUGUGUUGCCUUAAUUACACAAUGAUUAAUAUUGUUGGCUUUCCAUCAGCUGAAAAACGUUGUACAGAUAUAUAAGUUUAACAUUUCAAUCAUAAGCUACGUUUAAGUUGUUCUCGUCAAUAUUAUCUGGGUCUAUCACGUAUGGCCGCUAAAGCCCCUUGUGCCUUUUGUUUAUAUUGAAUGACUUGUUAAAUGUUUCGUUAAGUUUUUGAGUUACGUUAUAAUAAAACUAUACAGUAUUCACUUGUAAUAAUUAC